Oryza sativa Japonica Group (Japanese rice) is the source of this 1493-nucleotide messenger RNA. RefSeq names its product salt stress-induced protein. Gene Ontology annotation, molecular function: carbohydrate binding. The record is from RefSeq and is a predicted model, not a curated record. Lineage: Eukaryota; Viridiplantae; Streptophyta; Magnoliopsida; Poales; Poaceae.
UUCACGCGUGAGCUUCCCAAACUAUAUAUUAAACGCUGCAUUUUUUACAAAUAAAUUUCUAUAGAAAAGCUGCUUUAGAAAAAUACUCUUCCAUCUUCUGUGCAGGGAGGUGAAGUUCCACCUCCCGAACAAAACAUAGAUGGCUGACCGCUAAUUGGUGUUCAACCGAUAUAGAUAGCUACCUUCCCACAUUAGUAACCAAUGUAUUGAUCUGUAGCGCAGUUGAUAUAACUGAAAGAGCAAAUUUUGCUUGGAGCCAGUAGUUUUAUUAACUAUAUUUCGGACUGCACUAUAGUUAACUUUGAAUUUUGUAGUUGAUAUAACUGAAAGAGCAAACUAUCACUUUGGACUAUGUUUCUUUUUCUUACUAGAUUAUUGCAGUUUGGAAUUUGGACCCAUGGCCUUGACAUUAACAUACUCUUCCAUCUUCCACUCUGGAUCCUAUUCCACCAAUUUUUUGCAUUAACGGGAACAUGAUGACAAGAAUGUAAACAUGGUGUGAUAUAAUUAUGUUUGAAUAGUGCAUUAGGGUUUGCACUCUUCGUUGUCGUUAGUUAACGCGAGGGACGAACAUAUCUUCUCUCUCAGCCUCACCUCCUCGACCACUCUAUGUGAGAAUGAUUGGGAACUCGUGUACGGUUAUCUGUAUAGAGUCGGUGUUCGGCGGGGAAUUUGCAACCCCCUUAUAAGUUUAGCAGCAAUUGGUCACUUAGCGGAGGCUGGUUUGGUCUUAUUCACCUGGGUCAUGUGAGGAGCUAUGCUAGCACACUGUGGUGGUGGAUUGUUUUGAUUGUUUUUUCCUGUUUAUAAUCUUUCAGUAUAGUAAUCUUGUAAAUUUCUUCUGCUAUAUCAAAUAAAACUUCGCUGUUAUCUAGUGCGAGUCCUAAAAAUAGUGGACGAUGGAACUAGUUUGGUAAUAACACUAUGUACUAUCUUAUCUUGAUUAUGUGGAGAAUUAAGGACGGGGUUGUUAAGAUCGGGAUGUUUGGUGCAACAACCAAUGGAACCAUGCGUGAUAUUGAUGUGGCACCUGUGUCCCUCAAGUCCGUGACGGUUGGGAGCAUAGACACCGUCGACUGCAUCAGUUUCAACUUUGAGGACAAGGAUGGGAAUGAGCUUGCUGUCGGCCCAUGGGGUGGCACACUUGGAAGGGAUCACACGUUUGUGUUGAAGUCCAACGAGUACGUGAGGGAGGUUUCGGGGACGUUUGGGCCAUUCGCCACACAACACCUUGAUCGCACCGUGAAUUCGCUCACCUUUGUUACCAGCCAAGGUACGAUAUACGGGCCAUUCGGAACUCCUAAUGGCACUUCUUUCAGGAUCCCGGUGGAGAAAGGCAGCAUUGUUGGCUUUUACGCUCUUGCAGAUGGAUUUGUCUCUGCUAUUGGUUUCUAUGUUCGCCAGUAACCGGAGACAUGCUUAAUUGAAAGGCAUCCAUGGAUAUUUAUAAACCAACGAUCGAUUACAUGUAUUGACAUUUCUGGUGUGAGCAC